GCUAAAAGUCCGCCAUUUUUGUUUUCUGAGGUUAGAUGAUAAAAAGCUGUGGAAGCAAAACAGACAAUAACAAUACAGUAAUAACAUAAAAAAAUAAGCUAUUAGAUACUAUAAACCCUAAGUGAAUAAUAAAAUUAUUGUAAUGCGGCAUGAAACAUUCCAUGACACGACAGAUUUAAAGAAGCGCAAGCCAAAUCGUCUCCGAGGAACUCCAGCAAAUAAAUAUUCUCAUGCGUUAAGUUUUGCUUGUGUUUUAGGGUUCACGUUGGGUUGUCAUUUAUUUACAAGAGCCGACUGGGCGCAACCUUACUUAACCCGCUUUUUCGAGAAGACAGCACCGUCAGUGCACCAGGAACGGCAAAAGUGGAUGAUAAAUGACCCGUUGAUAAACUCAAUAAUAAAAAACAAGCAGGAAAAAGAAGAAGGAAUCGUAAGAGAAGACGGACGAGUUUAUAGCUCGGCUACCUACUAGAUAAUUUUAGUAAAAUGGAUACCAAAAGCACACGCGGCGGAAAGGAGAAGAAUGAUAAGAGAGUUUCGUCGGCUAGCGAGGAUAGUUUGAAUGAUUUUAAGACUCCUCCGUCAACUAGGGCUUCCAAGUUGUCGGAUGUUAAAUACAGUGGGUUUGACAGCGAUAAUUCUCCGGCUGUAAGAUCUAUUAAUUCUAGUUUUGAUAAUAGACCAGAUGAAAACCAACCCGGACCAUCAAACCCCAAAAAGCCAACCAAGAGACCAGUAUCACCUCCAGACGACAGCUUAGCCGACUUCAAGUCUCCCAAAUUAGGACCCAAACCUACCGUAAAACUCCUUGACAAGCCCAUAAAUAAAACAAGGUCCAAAAAACCAAACCGGAAGCUUAAUACUAACAAAAAAGACUCUAAUCAAAUGUCAAUAGAAUCAUCAUUCUUCAAACCAACAACAUCAUUCCCCUGUCCCCUGUGUUUAAAAACUUUCUCAGACUCUACAAGCCAGAUCGCUCAUUCAAAAACCUGCGCCUCUAAAAAUAAAGUAUCAACACGAAAAUUAUUAGAAGCUGUAGCUUUACAAGAGCGUCAAGCUGAAGAGCGUCGCGCAAUUGGCUUGCCAGCUCAACCUUUUGCGCAGCCUCGAAGAAAAUCUACGUUCCGACGUUCAGAUUUUCGCUCAGAAGAUCCUAAUGUUCAAUUAGCACUCGCGUUGUCUGAGUCUCUUAAAGAAGCUCAGGAUUUAGAAGAAUUAGACGCUGCAAUUGCUUUAACUGGCGAAGAAAUUUUAUUGAGCUCCUCUCAGAGGCAAAAUACGCUUAAGAAUUUUGGAUUUUUGACUAAUAAGCAGACUGUUGAAGUAAUAGAAAGACCUAAAAAGAAGAAAUUGAACUCUCAGACUGUUCUUCAGACCCGGACGCAAGAAACUAGGCAGAGGUUGUUAGCUGAAAGGAUUGCUGAGGUCAUUGUUGAUAAUUCUGAUACUACUUGGGUUAAUUUGGAGGUUCAAGAUGAGCUGGGAGAGAUUAAAUUGAUCAGUAAGGUGUUGAAGGAAAUUUUGGAGCCGGGAAGAAAACUUUGGAAUGGUUCUGCUGGGAGAAAAAGAGGUGAGUUUUAUUAUGUUAAAAAUUUAGAGGGAUUUAUUGAUCCAAUAGAUCAGAAUAUUGAUCCAGGUGAUGAUUUUUUUGAUAAAAAUAAAAUUUUAGAGUUAGAUUUUAAGGAAAAAAUUUCUAGAGAGUUUAAAAAUAAGAAAAAAGAUAAGAAAAGGUUUGAAGAAAUGGAAAAUGCUCUUGAAUCUUCGAAAAAAAUUUUGGAACGGUCAAAAAGUGUCUUAGAAUCUGCUGAAAAUUGUAGCUUUAAUUCUUCUGAAGAAAAUUUAAUUUUAAAUGAAAAAAAUUCUAAAGAAGAAAUAAAAAAUAUAAAUUCUUUAAAUGAUGAAAAAAAUAUUGAAGAAAUUUCAAAAAAGCGAAAAUUAAUUGGAGAAAAUUCUCAUAAAACAGAAGAAAUAAAAAAAGACAAUGAAGAAGAAAUAAAUAAAGAAGAUAAAAAAAAGAUCGAAGAAAUUUCAAAAAAAAAUGUAGAAAAUUCUCUAUCAAAUAGUUGGAGAAAAAUGUUAAAUUCUUCAGAUUUAAGCGAUGUAAUUAUUUUAUGUGAAGAUAAAUUUAUUUACGGUCAUUCUGUUGUUUUUUGGACUCGUUGUCAAUUUUUGUACCGCGAUUUAGUCAAGAUUGAUCAAGUUAAUAUAAAAAAUCUAGGAUCUAUAGAUCAAUUUAAGUACCAGAUAAAUUGGAGAGACAUUGAUUUUUUUACCGCUUUAGUAUUUCUAGAAUUUAUUUACUGUGGGUAUAUUGAAGAUUUAAAAGUAGAAUUUGAUAAAUUGAAUUUGAUGGUUGAAAAAUAUAAAUAUGAUGAAUUGAGCGAGUAUUUAAAAAAUUGUACAGAUUAUAACUAUUGUAAUAAUUGUAAGAAUAAUGAGAGUAUUGAUGAAGAAGUAGCGAAUUUUUUGUCUCCGGGUAAUUUUAAGAGUAAUAAUACGAAUUUAACUAUGUCUCCGGAUAUUUUUGAUGAUGAAGAUUCAAUCUGUGAUAAUUUUGGUAAAAUAGAAACUAAAAAAGAUUUAAGUAUUGAUUUGAAUUUUUUAAAUGAAGAAGUUGAUAAAAAAGAAGAAAUAAUUGAUAAAAAUUCAAAAACUCUAAGAAGAUCAUCAACUUGUCCAGAUAUUGAAAAAAUUCAAAGUUUUUCUGAAGAUUUGAACAACACUUUAAAAAAAACACGGAGUGAUUUAAGCGUAUUUAUAGAAAAAAUUCAAAGAAGAAAUGCUAGAGACAUUUUAGCUGACAGUGAUGAUGAUUCAUUGCUUCCCGAGAAAGAAACUAAAAAAAUUAACAAAUUUAAAAAAGUAGAUCAGUCUUUAACCGACAGGUACAAAAAUAUUGACCUAAACUCUUGUAAUAUUAAUUUGCGGCGCGGAAGUCGAUUUUGGGCUGCGAAGAAAUCUAUUGAAAAGCCUGAAAAAGUUGUUAAAAAAUCAGCAUUAAGUAUUUUUGAAGAUGAUAUUAGAGAAAAAGUUUCUAAAGAUCAAUUAAAAAAUUAUGAGAUUGAGAGCGAUGAAGAAAUUAAAGAUCUUUCUAAUUUAACGCAGAGUUUUGAAAGUAAUGAUUUAAAUAUUUCUAUGUAUUCUAAAUAUAAACUUACUCAUAAGGAGAAUAGUAUCGCGUAUUAUAGAAAUUUGAUAAAAGAAAGCGAGUCUGAAGAAGAAAUACUUAAUUUUAGCCAAAAAGUCUCAGAACAAGGUCUUAAGAGCCCAGCGCCAUCUGUUGGAUCAAAUAGACAAGAAUUCUUAGAUCUGUGCAGCCCAGCGCCAUCCAUUGGGUCAAAUAUUGAAACAGAAAAAGACGCCAUCUUGGAAGAUGAUAAAAAUUUAGAAGAAAAUGUUUCAAGUCAAAAAUCUCUUCUUGAUAUUGAAUUUAAUGAAAAUGAUUUUGAAGAUGAUGAUUUUGUUGAUGAAAUAAUUGAAAAGUCUUUUAGUUUACAAAAAUCUGUUGAAUUUAAAGGUUAUAGUCGGUUUUUAAACUCUGAUGAAGUUAUUGAUGUAGAUGAAAAAGUCUCAGAAGGUUUUAAGAGCCCAGCGCCAUUUGUUGGAUCAAAUGAUGAAUUAGAAAAAAACCCCAUCUUCAAAGAUGAUUUAGUGGUUAAAAUUGAUGAUAAAAAUUUAGAAAAAAGUAAAAAAUCUCUUCUUGAUAUUGAGUUUAAUGAAAAUGAUUUUGAAGAUGAUGAUUUUGUUGAUAAAAUAAUAGAAAAGUCUUUUUGUUUACAAAAUUCUUUUGAAUUUAAAGGUUAUAGUCAAUCUUUGAAUUCUGAUAAGGUUAUUGAUGUAGAUGAAGAAGUCUCAGAAGGUUUUAAGAGCCCAGCGCCAUCUGUUGGUUCAAAUAGACAACAAUUCUCAGGUCUUUGUAGCCCAGCGCCAUCUUUUGGUUCAAGUAUUGAAAUAGAAAAAGACGCCAUCUUGGAAGAUGAUAAAAAUUUAGAAAAAAGUGUUUCAAGCCAAAAAUCACUUCUUGAAUUUAAUAAAAAUAAUUUUGACGAUGAUGAUUUUGUUGAUGAAAUAAUAGAAAAAUCUUUUUGUUUACAAAAAUCUGUUGAAUUUAAAGGUUAUAAUCAAUCCUUUAAUUCUGAUAAAGUUAUUGAUGUUGAUGAAGAUGAUAAAUCAAAAGAUUCUUUUAAAAAUCAGAGUUUUAGCAAAGAAAAAAUGAGAAGAAUAUCGACAACAAAUCAAAUAUAUUUACAAGAAUUAUCUAGGUACGAUUUAUACAAACCUGAAGGAAAUAUUGAUGAAGAAUCAGUUUUGGACCUAACCUUAAGUGAUGAAGAAAAAGAAGAAGAUAAAAGUUGUAAGAGACAAAGGUCUGAAGACUUAGUUAUUGAGUCGGACGAAGAAAUGUUUUCAGUAAAAAAAAAAAAAAACUCGACUUCUCUAAGUCUAAGUCAAGACAUAGCUUCACAGGGAAAAACAAUAACUUCUAACCUCACAAAUAUUUUAAAAGAAUGCGGAGUUAUUUCUCCGACUCCUAAAUCGCCUAUUUUAAUAUCUGAUGAUUCUAGAGACUCAUUUGAAUUUUCGCGGGCUAUUUUUGAAGGUGGCGCUGAAGGUAGUUUUGUAACUUCAACACAAGCGCCAUCUAGUAGUUCUAAUUUGAGGUUAAGAAGAUCAACAACUGUUUCGCCGGUUAAGAAGAAAAGAUUGUUGAUAAAUAAAAGCAAGAGUGAUUUUUCUUUUAAUUUAAAAAAUAAUGAAGAAAUUAAUAAAGGAGAAAUAAAUAAAAAAAUAUUAAAUAAAGAAGAAAUAAACAAUGAAAAAAUAAAUGAAGAAGAAAUAAAUAAAAAAAUAAAUGAAGAAGAAAUAUGUAAUUAUUUAAAAUUAAAUAAAGAAAAUGUAAUAGUAUCUUUAAAUAUUGAACCAAAAAUUGACUAUAGUCUUCUUUCUACCCCAGAAUUAAACCGGAAGUUAAAUUUAUAUGGUUUAAAAAACCAAAAGCGCCAUCGUGCGGUCAAAUUACUUACUUACAUUUAUGAGUCGCUUAAUCCGUUAAUUCCUGAAGAAAUUGUACAAAAAAAAUCGGGUUUUUUUGAUAAGCAAGAAGAAUAUAAAUGGAGAAUUGACUCCCUUUUGCGGACGGAUGAUGAAGAUGAUAAUAAUAAAGUUUCUGGGGAAGAAAAAAAUGAUUGUGAGUCUUUAUCUUCGGAGCUUCCGGAAGAAAUGGAUCUUGGUGAUGAUGAAUACGACCAGAGAGAUCUUAAAAGUGUUAAGGAAACUUUUGGAAUAUUACUUGGGGAAGAUGAUGAUCUUCAUAGGAAAGUUUUGACGUAUGAAUCGCUUCCACUGGAAACUUUGCACGGUAUGAUUAAAGACCGAGGAGUUAAAUGCAGUGUUAGGGUUUUGAUGGAUUACUUGAAUGAAGAGUGCAUAGGCUUUUAUGUAGAAGCUCCCAAAAAGUGGUCGAAUGGUCGAAGAAAACCUAAAAAAUUAAAAUAAGAUUUUUUUUGUUUGUAAUUUGUAUUCUUAAUUUAUUAAAUUUGUAAAUUUAUU
Molecule: messenger RNA, 5550 nt
Organism: Cotesia glomerata
Lineage: Eukaryota; Metazoa; Arthropoda; Insecta; Hymenoptera; Braconidae
Exons: 5
Coding region: 487-5496 (1669 amino acids)
Biological process (GO): interstrand cross-link repair; DNA replication; resolution of meiotic recombination intermediates
Cellular component (GO): nucleus; Slx1-Slx4 complex
Molecular function (GO): enzyme binding
Source: RefSeq, a predicted model, not a curated record